Molecule: messenger RNA, 2034 nt
Organism: Ceraceosorus guamensis
Lineage: Eukaryota; Fungi; Basidiomycota; Exobasidiomycetes; Ceraceosorales; Ceraceosoraceae
Exons: 3
Coding region: 421-1707 (428 amino acids)
Biological process (GO): protein import into peroxisome matrix, docking
Cellular component (GO): peroxisomal membrane; peroxisomal importomer complex; peroxisome
Molecular function (GO): protein binding
Source: RefSeq, a predicted model, not a curated record
GAAUCACCUCAGGGCUCAGUCGUCCCCGCAUUUAAGAGGCAUUCUCAUGGCGCACGACCUCAACGAUCUCGUCCAUCACCGCUUGAAGCUAUCACUGCUCCCGGAUGAGGCACACCAAUCUGCUACGUCGGAAGAACGGCACCUAGAACGCCCCAGCCAGGCCUAAUCUCUCGGUCAAUAAUAGCGCGCCACUGCGCAAUCGGCGCUGCAUUCGACUCAGCAGCGGAACAAAGCUCAGGUCCUGAACCUUGACUUCCACGAGAAAAGACUCUCAGCUCAUCACCUCCUGGUCCUCGCCUCAUCGUGUCGUGUCCGGUGUCGGGAAAGACCGGUGGCGUGUGUCCAGCGUCCACCGGCAAUCAUUCGAACGGCAUCAGCGGCACGUCCCAGUCGCUCCACACUUUUCCUUCGAAAGCCAGGAUGCCAGCCGCACCUCCCAAACCCUGGGAGCAAGGAGGCUCCGGCUCCGCAGGUAGUGCGACCUCGACCUCGCCUGCGUCAACCUCCGCCGUAGGGACUUCGACUCCAGCUCUGCCAGAGAGGCCGUCGACGCUUGGAGCUGCUAAUAGCACGCUUGGUGCGGGUGGACUGGGUAGCACCGGUAUGGGAGGCUACGGCGGCGGAUAUGGUGGUAUGGGUGGCUACGGCAGCAGCUACGGCGGUAUGGGCGGCUAUGGAUCCAGCUAUUCAUCUCCUUACAGCCGAAUGGGAUAUGGUGGAUAUGGGGGUGGAAUGGGAUCGUACGGAGGCAUGGGCGGUUAUGGAAGCAUGGGCUACGGUGGCAUGGGAGGCUACGGCAUGGGUGGGUAUGGUGGCAUGGGCGGAUAUGGUAUGGGCGGAUACGGAGGGAUGAUGCCACCUGGAGGACCGGAAAAUCCUUCCUUGACCCAGCGCAUGGAGUCGGGAACGCAAGCGACUUUCGAGCUCAUUAGCAGCAUUGUGGGAGCGUUUGGAGGGUUUGCCCAAAUGUUGGAAAGCACGUUCAUGGCCACCCACAGCAGCUUCUUCGCUAUGGUGGGCGUCGCAGAUCAGUUCGCCACCCUUAGGAAUUACCUCGGCCAAGUGCUGAGCAUCUUUGCCCUUGCGCGGUACUUGAGAAAUCUCGUGCGGAGGCUCACCGGUCGAGCUCCAGCGAUCGAAUUGGAUAGACGAGAGUUUCAGGAAUUUGCCCAAUCGAAUUCAAAGGGCAAGGGAUCUACCGCUCGCCCGAGCAAAAGGCCUCUGGUUGUCUUCUUCCUCGCCGUCAUUGGCCUACCAUACCUCAUGGGCAAGCUCGUCAAGCUCAUCACUCAGAGACAAGAAGCGGAGAGAGCACGACUGGCUGCGGAAGGGAAACUCUUGCCCGGAGCCGACGGCGCAGCCCUGGAUCCCAGCAAGCUGGAGUUUGUGCGGGCGUUGUAUUCGUAUGAGCCUGCUGAUCCUCUAGAACUCGCGCUCAAGCCCAACGACAUUGUCGCUGUGCUUAGUCGCAACGAUCCGCAGACAGGUGCGGAAAGCAGUUGGUGGCGAGGUAGGACGAGGGAUGGCCGCAUUGGAUGGUUCCCCAACACCUAUGUCGAGUCUCUGGAGUCGGCGAAGACCAGGGCGGAGAAAGCGGCUGUUGCCCAAGCGGCGAUCCAGGCCAGUCCUCAGAGCGUUACUGCUCCGGCCGACAUCGACAAGCCUGCACAGGAUACCCAGCUUCAGGGCGCAAAAAUCUCGUCCUGAGCCGGCUCGUCAAUACACUCACUUGAUCGUCGCAGAAUCCUUUGGGGCGCAGAGAUUCCAAGUGGAGAUUUAUCACUGGGUUGCAUGCGCGUCUGAUCCGCCUGCUGCCUGCUUUCUCGUCCAAAUUUUGCGCAGCCGGCGUCUUUCACGGAGGGUCGCUGCCAGAUCGUCCGAGAAAGCGGCCAUGACACCUCUCAGAAUACCAAACUCGCGUCGCGAAGUGGUUCGGGCCAAAGAGUCAAGAGUCAUCUGAAAUCUUGAAUCCUUCGGCGUCAGGUUAUUUGUGUCUUGACUCAAUUGCAGUCACGUGAUCUUGCUACCAGUAUG